Molecule: messenger RNA, 1053 nt
Organism: Oncorhynchus gorbuscha (pink salmon)
Lineage: Eukaryota; Metazoa; Chordata; Actinopteri; Salmoniformes; Salmonidae
Product: thioredoxin-like
Exons: 5
Coding region: 342-668 (108 amino acids)
Molecular function (GO): protein-disulfide reductase activity
Source: RefSeq, a predicted model, not a curated record
ACACAAUAUGCAGCAUUCAUAUAGUCAAACCAAUUGUGGUCCCUUUUGAUUCAUUCCAUAAAAUUCUUUGUUCAGGUAUUCAAUGCAUUUGAAUGACCCAAGUCUUGAGAAAUAGCCUAAUCUACACACAAAAUAUGAAAAUGUAUCAUUUGCAUUGCUUGAAGCACAAUAUUUCUAUUGUCAUCCCCGUCAAGCAGUUGGCUCGUGGAUCGCCCACGAGGGGCAGGGCUUAUGCGCGGCUUUUAUAAACCCGGCAGCGUCACUUCACACACUGAAAGCCGCUUGCUGUCAAAGGAGCUUAGUAUUGUGUUGUAACAGACCGCCAAUAAACCACCGUCAACAUGAUUAUCGAAAUUGAAGAUAAGGAUUCCUUCUUCAGUGCCCUGAAGGAAGCAGGAGACAAGCUGGUGGUAGUAGACUUCACAGCCUCCUGGUGUGGCCCCUGCAAGAACAUUGCACCCUUCUUCAAAGGGCUUUCGGAAAAACCAGAGAACAAGAAUGUGGUUUUCCUCAAGGUGGAUGUGGACGAGGCAGCGGAUGUGGCCAAACACUGUGACAUCAAAUGCAUGCCGACGUUCCAUUUCUACAAGAAUGAGAAAAAGGUGGAUGAUUUCUCUGGGUCCAACGAAGCCAAACUGGAGGAGAAGGUCAACACUCUGAGGUCAUGAGGAAGAGGCUGACACGCACAUCUGCACUGACGCUGUACAAACGCCACCACCAACCAACCGUCUUUAGACCGAACUCGCCCUUGAAGGAAUAAUUCCACUAUAGUCCCAAUUCCCUCUCGAAGGACAGAUUCCACCAUAUGUACAACAAAACAUUGUUUUAAUUCAAUGAUUAUUCCAUUUUUAAAAUAGGUAUUUAAUGUUAAUGCCAAACCAUGCCUCUAAAUCCUCCAGUGUAUUAGUCGUUCUUGUUCAGGUCAGGAGUUUAUCUCCAUUUUUAAAAAGGACCAUAAUAUUUUAAUGUAUUUUUAUAUAUUAGAGCAAUGCUGUUGGGAUUUUGAAUGUUCUGUUGAAGUGGGUGGAUUCAAUAAAUGAAGAUGAAUGCUGA